Messenger RNA from Sycon ciliatum, 2342 nucleotides. RefSeq lists its product as uncharacterized. The record is from RefSeq and is a predicted model, not a curated record. NCBI's taxonomy places the organism in Eukaryota, Metazoa, Porifera, Calcarea, Leucosolenida, Sycettidae. The transcript has 2 exons. The coding region runs from base 1051 to 2118 and encodes 355 amino acids.
CACUCUCACUCUCAGACCAGCGACCUCGUGUUGUGUUAUCUCGCGACAGUAGAUGAUAUACCUACUAAUGGUCUGGAGCUGUGUGCGCACUGCACUGCUGCUAUCAUAAAUUAUUAUUAUGGCCCACUCGAUGCUCACUCUGUGAUAACCUAAGUCCUUCUCCCCGUGAUCUUAUUUUGGGGGGCGCAUCUGGCGUUAGCCUGUAGGCCUAGUUUAGGAGCUGUACUCCGUGCGGGCCUGUCACAAGUCUUCUAGAGCUCAAGGGGUGAAAACCGAGACGCCAGAUACGUUUGCCUGCCUGCCCAAGAAGAAAGAAUGCGAAUAAUAUUAUAGGAAAAUCGGAGGCAUCAAGUGUUUCGCCGGUAUGCAGCAGCGGGAGCUCGAGACUGACGUGCUGCUGGCUUCAGCCAUAUCGGGUCCAGAGCAUCUCUAACGUGAUCUGGUCUCUCCUGCUGCUCUACCCUAGCGCGUGGGAGCCGAUCAUCGACAGCUUCUCUGUAGCACAACCCGUGACUGUGCUCUGUAGUGCUGCGCUCAACCGGGAUCCAGGCGGGGAUUGCUCGGCGGUCGAUAGAUCUACUAUCCAGAUCAUACUGCUAAAAGCUCAUCUUCAGCGGAACAGGUUUCAGCAUCACCAGCAGCCACAGCCGCACCAGCAGCAAUAUCACCAGCAGCCACAGCAUCACCAGCAGCAAUAUCACCAGCAGCCACAGCAGCAGCAGCCCCAGCAGUAGCAGCAGGAACAGCAGCAGCACCAGCAGUAGCAGCAGGAACAGCACCAGCACCAGCAGCCUAGACAUAGCAGCCAUAGCAGUAGCAGAAGAAACAGCAGCCACAGCAGCAGUAGCAGGAAUAGCAGCAGUGAUAUCACCAGCAGCUACAGCAAUAGCAGUAGCAGCAACAGUAGCAGCAACAGCAAAAGCAACCGCAGUAGCAGCCACAUCAGUAGCAGGAGAAAGUAACAGAAGGAACAGCAUCAGCUGAACCAGUGGUGGCAAUAGCAGCAGUGGUGGCAAUAGCAACAGUGGUGGCAAGGCUGUGUUCACAGUGAUGGCAACUCCUACAGUACAUCAACGCCAACACACAGUCCACAGGUAUUGCAAGUGGUGGAUCUUACUUCCCGUUAUAUCUACAGCAUGCAUGUUACUGAUCUUCAAUGCACCGCAGACAGUUUCCCGGACAAUGUGGAUUAUGAUGUUUGGCAAAACAAUAGCUCCUCCUGUAUAUUCAAACCCGAUAGAUAUCCAUCACGGAACUUUCCUGUAUCUGGUCAUGGAGGAGAGUGCUGUUCCGAAUGUGUAUGUUCAGACAAGUCUCAUCAAGGACGUUCACGUGAUCUUCCUAGCUUGGAAAACUGCGCCGCCAAAGUCCAACGUUGGAAAGGUGCAGACGGACUUCUUUCCAAAAUCGUCUUGGGCCAGUGGUCGUAAUCGUCUCUCUGAUCUAGCACUGCAACGGGAAGAGCAACAGGGCUGGAGCUUUGAGUUCUGGAUAUUCUGCGACGGCGAUGCGCGCCUGAUCAAGCGCCAUAACCGGACGGUGUUUCCACUCGGUCCGACUCACAUGGAGGCCAGUGAACGCCUGCGUACUUUGCUGCUACGCGAUCGCCCUGCCCGCGCCGGCUUGGCGUACCCGUCGUUCCCACUCGAGAUUGCCAAGCACCCGAUGGAGUGCGUGCGCAACUGUGCCAACGAUGCUGCCAUCGACAUCUUUCAUCGCACGGCGCUCAACCCGGUUCUGCCGUAUCCCACCGCGUUCGACUCCGUCAGCUGGUGGAUGGCAUCGGAGACCACCAGCUACCGCAGCGCAGCGGCUUUCAGCGACUACUGCAACACGUACCGAGAGGUCGUGCUGGAUCGCCGUGGCAACAUGCACGCCGAGUAUCCAGGUCAGGACGGCAUCGGCAGAGUGGCCAACUACAGAACGCUAGCCACUAGCGCGUUCCGCCGGUGCGUUUCCGACCUGCGCAACGUGGAGCACGUGUGGCAGCGGGUCCAGCGGCACGGAAUCUAUCGCGCCCAGGCCGAGGACAAUCUGGUCUGUACCGCACAGCACAGAGAUGUUAAUUACAGUGCGCUCAUAGCUGACCCAGAGAUGCAGAUAUUUCAAACUUGCUAGCUUGAUGUGUACUAGAAAUAAUGUACCUUUAUUUGGGAAAACUGAGAAUUUGUGAUAAAAAAAAGUAAAUUAUCGUGUCCGUUCCCGAAGGGAACUCACGACGGCCGCUAACACCCGGUAAACCCUGAAAAUUGUGAUACAGAAUGCCAAAAUCAAUCGGGAUAAAACAAUCACCGAAUAGUCGAAUACAUUUUUAUAUUGCACGAAUAAAGUUUCCAUGUCGA